Molecule: messenger RNA, 911 nt
Organism: Sesamum indicum (sesame)
Lineage: Eukaryota; Viridiplantae; Streptophyta; Magnoliopsida; Lamiales; Pedaliaceae
Product: succinate dehydrogenase subunit 6, mitochondrial
Cellular component (GO): respiratory chain complex II (succinate dehydrogenase)
Source: RefSeq, a predicted model, not a curated record
AGUGUCUUCCAUUCACGUCACGCCUCCGCGACAGUCAAAAUCAUCCAUCCUGAAACACCAACACUGGAUUCUUCUGCAGAUUCUCCCCAAAUAUAUAUCUAAGCUUCGAACCCCCAAAGAUCGAAUUUUUCGAGACAAAAAUGAGCGAAGUGCAGGAAUCGAAAUCGUUCUUGCGAAAACACUGGGAAGGGUACAAGGAAUUCUGGGGUGAGAGAUUUUCAUUUCUGGAUAAUUACUCCAGAUUUCUUUACCCUGAGAAGCCGUUGCCCCAUUGGGACAGUUCCGUUGUCGAAGAGUUCAUCGCGUCGGAUCCCAUCCAUGGCCCCACUCUGAAGACUGCAAGGGAAGCAACUAAAUUUGGUGUUGUAGGUGCUGUUGUUGGAGCAGUUUCAACUGCUGGAUAUGCUUGGAAGUGGUCAAGAAGUCCUCAUGGUGCUGCACUGUCCUUUGCUUUCGGCGCUGCUGUUGGAGGCACUUUUGGACUUGAAAUUGCUAAUCACUGGUACCAGUUAUAUAGGCUCGAUACAAUGGCUUCACAGGUUAAAUUCUAUGAGUGGCUGCAGAAAAGAGCUUGAAGAGAGCCUCAGAUUUGGCUGCCUUUAAACUCAAACUGCAACUUCCUUUCAAGCAAUAAUAAUGGAAGCUCUUUGUGAUGAUUGACUUUAGUUGUCAACUCAGUGAAUUGUCUCUCUUUUUGUUUUUGUGUUUGGUUUCUUCUGUGGAAUUUUAUGCUUCUUAUUUUCCUAGGGACGGAAAGAUAUCGAGUGAUUUCCAUCGUUAUAUUUCUUGUUUUCCAACCUCUGAUUUUACUAGACUACAUGGGUUGUAGCUCUGUUAGGAAUAAACUCCAACCUCAAUCAGCAUUUCUGAUUGCACAUAUUUCGUGGCAGCUAAUUACGUUUUUAAGGCAC